CCAUAUUAAGGUUGAAUAACCAAGCACUUGGAACUGAGAGAGCAAGACGACCAAACCAUUUACAACAACAAAGUCCAUUUCCGAUAGAUAAAAGCCAAGAGAUUGUCAGCGACAAUGGCACAACUGAACGAUGAAGACAAAUUGAAACUGAUCAAAGAGGCUGUGAAAAGUUAUCCGGAUUUUCCGGUGGCUGGAGUGCUUUUCAGGGACUUAUUCAGCGUGCUACAGAACCCGCCACUAUUCGCCCUACUUAAGGAGUUGCUGACAAAGAAGGCCCAGGAAAUAGCGCCAGCAGUGCAGAGCGUCGUGGGCUUGGACGCCCGGGGGUUCCUACUUGGGCCCCUCAUCGCUCUGGAGUUACAAAUACCGUUUGUACCCAUUCGGAAGAAGGGCAAAUUGCCUGGUAAAGUGCGCAGUUUGAAAUACGCCCUGGAGUACGGAGAGGAUACUGUGGAGAUUCAAGAAGGCGCCAUCCGGCCAGGGGAGCGGGUGCUCAUAGUGGACGACUUGUUGGCCACUGGGGGCACUUUAAAUGCCGCCUGCCAACUGGUGGAACAAGUCGGGGGCCAAGUGGUACGCAGCAUGAUUGUCAUUGAAUUAGUGGGCUUGAAAGGAAGGGCCAAACUACCCGUAGAAGUCACAUCUCUAAUACAAUUCUAAUGCCGUUCCAGUUCUUUGAGCAGUUGAUCAAAUAUACGUGAUUGCCUGCCA
This is a messenger RNA of Dendroctonus ponderosae (mountain pine beetle), 711 nucleotides long. Its product is annotated as adenine phosphoribosyltransferase. The record is from RefSeq and is a predicted model, not a curated record. NCBI's taxonomy places the organism in Eukaryota, Metazoa, Arthropoda, Insecta, Coleoptera, Curculionidae. The transcript has 4 exons. Gene Ontology annotation, biological process: adenine salvage; AMP salvage. The coding region runs from base 115 to 660 and encodes 181 amino acids. Gene Ontology annotation, molecular function: AMP binding; adenine phosphoribosyltransferase activity; adenine binding. Gene Ontology annotation, cellular component: cytoplasm.